Lactuca saligna is the source of this 768-nucleotide messenger RNA. Lineage: Eukaryota; Viridiplantae; Streptophyta; Magnoliopsida; Asterales; Asteraceae. The record is from the annotation of a GenBank genome assembly.
AUGAUUGAUCCACCCCGGUUGUUGCGUUUCAUUCCUUCUUCCCUUAUUUCAAUCAAGUUCCUUUCGUUCCAAAUUAAUUGCAGACCGGAACUAGAGAUGCCUUAUCCCUCUUUGCAAUUGACCAACCUCUUCAAUUGCUCACUUCGUCCUCUUCUUGAUUGUUGUCAAGAAGCUACACCGGAGAUGGAGCAACAUCCUGCAAAAUCACGAGGCUAUCAAACAUUAAGCCCAAAAACCCUUUUCCCUUCAGCAUCUUCUUUCUUCUUCAUAUCCAAUCGUCACGAGGAGGGGUGCCCGCAGAAGGCUAUCCUGGAGCCUUCAAUCCCUUUUUGUUGUGAUUGGCAGCAAAACGUAAAAAAGAAUGGAGGUCUUCGAUCCUCUGUUGAUCCGAGAAGAAUCAUCAGUGAAGGGACAGCUAGUGGCGAGGGAGGUGUUGGUGGUGGCGAUGGCAGGCCCUUGGCUCGUCGGUGGAGCUGGUGUCCAAUCAGCUUACUACAUUACCUUCGUAAGGUUUCAAUAGAACAACAUUCACUAUUUCUAUACCAUCCGGCGAACAUCAACUCCUUUCGACCAUGUCUUCCUCCUCCGAAUCCUAAAACACCGUCGCUGACAUUUCCAAAACACUAUAAGGAUAUGUUAUGGAACAUGAAACUUAGGAUUGACGAUCUUUUGGUUAGGAAUGGUCAAGUUGUUGAGCUAGAGAAGAAGGUGGAGAAGCACAACCUUCUUAGGAAAGCUCGGAAGGAACUUGCUGAAGCUAGGAUCUAA